CAUAUUAACUUUCGUAUGAUUCAGUAUUUCUCUAAUCCAGUUAGAAGAACACUAAUUAUAAAUGACAUACUUAAGAACGCGGCUAUCACACGGUUUGAGCUCAGGAAUUUUGUAUGACGCUUGGGUCGGUGUCAUUAUCUCCCUUUCUAAUUCUAUCUAUUCCACUUUAAGAACCCACUCAAUCUUUAUGACUCAUAAGUGCAUUUUUAUAUAUGUCCAGAAAUUCUUAUAGUAGACUAUAUAAACUAUUUCCACUUAUAGAACCCACUCAUUCUUUUUUCACUUCUCUAAUUCAAGAAUUUGCAUUCUGUUGAUUUAAUACAAUGGCUGCAAAUGAUGUGCCAUGUUGUGAACCCAUGUUCUGGACAUAUCUAAUCAUAUGUAUAGCACUAGUGUGUUUUGCUGGCCUCAUGUCUGGCCUUACGCUAGGACUCAUGUCUCUCAGCCUAGUUGAUCUUGAAGUUCUCAUCAAGGCUGGUCAGCCACAAGAACGCAAGCAUGCAGAAAAGAUUCUACCAAUUGUUAAGAAUCAGCAUUUACUCUUGUGCACCCUCCUCAUAGGCAAUGCCCUGGCGAUGGAGGCCCUGCCUAUCUUCGUCGAUGCGCUUCUUCCAGCUUGGGGUGCUAUACUAAUAUCAGUUACCCUCAUACUUGCCUUUGGAGAAAUCAUCCCUCAAGCUGUUUGUUCUCGGUAUGGACUGAGUGUUGGUGCAAAAAUGUCUGUUGUUGUUCGGUUGAUUGUAGUAGUCCUUUUCCCAUUAGCUUAUCCAAUCAGUAAGUUGUUGGAUUGGAUCCUUGGAAAAAAGCAUUCUGCACUGUUACGACGAGCAGAACUGAAGACCUUGGUUGACAUGCUCGGAAGUGAGGCAGGGAAAGGUGGAGAGCUGACACAUGAUGAAACCACCAUUAUUACUGGAGCUUUGGACAUGACCCAGAAGACAGCUAAAGAUGCUAUGACACCCUUAUCUAAAGUUUUUUCACUUGAUAUAAACUCUAAACUUGAUGAGGAAACACUGGGGCUGAUAAUAAACAAAGGGCACAGUCGCAUACCCAUUUAUUCAGGAAAUCUAGAAAAUAUUAUCGGCUUGAUUUUGGUGAAAAAUUUAAUUAAAUUCCGUCCAGAAGAUGAAACCCCUAUAAGAGAGAUAACCAUCAGGAAAAUUCCAAGGGUGCAAGACCAUUUGCCUCUUUAUGAUAUAAUGAAUCAAUUCCAAAUCGGUCACAGCCACAUGGCUGUUGUUGUCAAGUGUAAGCAUGAUGUUGAUGGGACAGCAGAAGUAACAAAAUCUACUCCUAGCAUGUUCAAGACAAAUAGGAAUCGCAAUCCAAAGCAAAGAAAAGAAGACGUGAAAGGGAAUGGUCAUCAACCUGGUCGGAACGAACAUUUUAACAUCUGUAUACACAAACCAUCUGUAUCCGAAUAUGAAAAUCCGAGACCAAGUAAUGUCACGGAUUUAGCGGAUUGUUUGCACCCAAAAUUGCAAAGAAGUGAAUGCGAAAAUCAAAGUCUCUCAAAUGAAGAUGAGUGUGCAGCUUUUGAUGAAGAGGUCAUUGGUAUCAUAACACUUGAAGAUGUUAUGGAGGAACUACUUCAGGAAGAAAUCCUGGAUGAGACUGAUGAAUAUAUUGAAGCUCAUACGACAAUUACAAUCAAUAUGCUACCAUCGCGAAGAUCCCCAUUGAUAAAGUCACCUUUAGCAGCAGCAGCAGCUUCACAAAUUCAGUGGCGAACUCCUUUAGCUUCUCCAGUUUCAUCCUAUCAUCAGAGUCCUCUAUCUUCUUGUAAUCUUACUCCAUUACUGCAUUCUCCAAUUCCAGCUUAUGUCCGUUCUCCAUUAGCUAGACCAACUCUCUCAGCUUCCCCUGAAAAAUCUGUUCCAAAUUCUCCACCUGGCACCGCCAACUACUCACCAUCCUCCCGUCAGGUUUCUCGAAAAUCAUACGACAAGCUGAGAGCCUGAGGACCAUAAUGAUUAUGUACUUUUUAACUUCGAAUUGUUGAAAAAUGAUUAACGAAGUUUUUCCUACCACUGGCCAACACAACGGGCUAAAACUUGUUUUCAUUUCAAGACACAAAGGUUUCAAUGUUAAAAUAUUAUUUAUUUGGAUAUAAUCUUAGUUCUAAUUUUAUA
Molecule: messenger RNA, 2132 nt
Organism: Ricinus communis (castor bean)
Lineage: Eukaryota; Viridiplantae; Streptophyta; Magnoliopsida; Malpighiales; Euphorbiaceae
Product: DUF21 domain-containing protein At5g52790
Exons: 13
Coding region: 324-1961 (545 amino acids)
Biological process (GO): magnesium ion homeostasis
Cellular component (GO): intracellular membrane-bounded organelle
Source: RefSeq, a predicted model, not a curated record